AUGACGAAGCCUGAAAUCCCUAGCAAAGCGAAACUGAAAGACAUUUCAAAAACUACUUCAAGAAAAAACUCCAAGGAAAAAACCUUAAUGAUAUCACUGAAAUGUCAAAAGCCAAAAUUACUAAUGACACCAAAACACGAAGCCUGGAAUCCCCAGCAAAGCAAAACUGAAAGACAUUCUGAAAACUACUUAAAGUAA
Messenger RNA from Dentiscutata heterogama, 198 nucleotides. The record is from the annotation of a GenBank genome assembly. Lineage: Eukaryota; Fungi; Glomeromycota; Glomeromycetes; Diversisporales; Gigasporaceae.